This is a messenger RNA of Lodderomyces oxycetoniae, 7494 nucleotides long. It is a transcript of the gene TOR1, whose product is annotated as phosphatidylinositol kinase-related protein kinase. The record is from RefSeq and is a predicted model, not a curated record. Gene Ontology annotation, cellular component: TORC2 complex; nucleus; TORC1 complex. The transcript has a single exon. The coding region runs from base 1 to 7494 and encodes 2497 amino acids. Gene Ontology annotation, biological process: negative regulation of macroautophagy; protein phosphorylation; TOR signaling. NCBI's taxonomy places the organism in Eukaryota, Fungi, Ascomycota, Pichiomycetes, Serinales, Debaryomycetaceae. Gene Ontology annotation, molecular function: protein serine/threonine kinase activity; protein-containing complex binding; protein binding.
AUGUCUGCUACGGCAACAGCAACUACUACUACCACACUCACACAACCGCAGGUGGUUGAUGGACUAUCGUUAGAUGAGAUAUUUAAAGGGUUGACCUCCUCUACAGAAGAAGAAAGAUUGAGGUAUGCACAGGAGCUUCUCAACUAUUUAUCAUCAAUUGCAAGAGACUUAUCGACAGAGCAUUUCAACAGGUAUAAUAAUGAUAUCAACAAAACCAUCUUUGAUCUACUUCAUGGGGAGAAAACAUCUGAAAUCUUGGGUGGGAUUGCGGCAUUAAAUGCGUUGAUUGAGUUUGAUUCAGGUGUAGGCAAAGAGAAUGCUAGCAAGACAGCGAGAUUUUCCAAUUAUUUGGGGUCACUCAUUUUAUCCAGUGACUUGGUUAUUAUGAAACAGGCGACGAGGACCUUGGGGAGACUCGCUACGCUUGGAGGAAACUUGACCGGCGACUUUGUAGACUAUGAAGCUAAGCGAGCUAUCGAGUGGCUACAGAGUGAUAGCAGACAGCACGAAAAUCGUCGACAUGCUGCUAUUCUCAUUUUAACUGCACUAGCGGAUUAUGCGCCAACACUAUUAUUCCCCCUUAGUAACCAAAUAUUCGAAAACCUUUGGCCGUCGCUACGUGACUACAAAUUGGCCAUUAGGAAAGACGCCGCCAUCGUGUUACAGAAAUGCAUUGAUAUUAUAUACAACAGGGAUCCCAAUGCUCGACUGUUUUGGAUCAAGAAAAUGAUUGAGCUGGCGUCUCAGAUUUUAAAUGAAAACGAUUCAAACUCCGUUUUUGGAGAAGGAAUCCCACUUGUACCAUCAACAUCUCAACUGGGCGAAAACAUUCAUGGCUCGCUCUUGGUGUAUGAGGUUUUGUUGAGAUACAACAAAGAUCCAUACAUCAACUCAAAGCUCGAUUCUAUUUAUGAAAAUACCAUGUUGUACAAGAACCACAAGUUGGCAGUCAUUCGACAAGAGUUGACAAGAAUCUUCCCUCUAGUAUGCAAAGUCAACACCGAGCUUUUUGUGGAAAAGUAUUUACACAGAACAUUUUAUUACUACUUAUCGCAACUUAAAAGAUAUAAAGGACAACAUAAUGAUACAGCAAAUGCAGAUAAAAGUACAAUUUUCUUGAGUAUAGGCCUCAUAGCAUUGGAAGUUGGGAACCAAACAGCAACGUAUUUAGACGCAAUUUUAGAAAACAUUAGAGAAGGCUUAGCAUACAAUUCAAAUUCAGGAGUUCAGCUGUUAUUGACAAAUGCAGCUAACCAAAAUGAUAAUGCAAAUAUUAUUAAUGCCAAUAUGGCAGCAUAUACUUUGACAUCCAAAUACAACAUUAGUAAGAAAGAAACUGAACCUGCCAUUUUUGAUUGCAUUGGGAAAUUAUCUACGGCGGUGGGACCUGCAUUAACAAAACACCUUCAACGAGACAUUUUGGAUAUGAUGUUUGCAAAUUGCUCGUUGUCGGAACACAUGCAGAAUGUUUUACUAACAUUGACUCAAAACAUCCCUACGUUGACUAGUCUCAUAAACGAAAAGCUAUUGAACCUUUUAAGUUUAGUGCUUUCAGGAAAGGGGUUUCAGCCACCAGGUUCACCGUAUGGGACCAUAAAAGUGAGAAAGAAUUUAGCGAGAGAUUGCCGAUUAAUCAUGAUCUCUCGUGAUACAGGACUCAGCAUACAAAGCAUAAGAUCUGACCAAGAGAGAUAUGAAAGGCUCGAUGGUAUGAUAACGGUACAAGCAUUGGAAAUGCUAACAGCAUUUAAAUUUGAAAACUAUCAAUUGAAUGAAUUUGUGCGCUUUUGUACAAUCACUUACCUUGAAAGCAGCGAUCCAAAGGUUAGACUUACGGCAACGCGGACUUCCUGUGAGAUCUUUGCAAAAGAUCCUAUUUGUCAGCAAGUUAGCGUGAAUGCUUUAAACGCAGUGAAUGAUGUAUUGGGAAAGUUAUUGGCAAUUUCAAUAACCGAUCCUUUGCCUGACAUUAGAUUAACCGGGUUGAAAGCACUAGCAAAAGCUGGUAAUUUUGAUUCUCAGUUGUCGCAAGCGGAGAACGUACGCCUCUUGUUUAUUGCUUUGAAUGAUGAGGUAUUUGAAGUAAGGAAAGUGGCGAUCCAAAUCUUGGGCCGUUUGUCAUCAAUAAAUCCAGCUUAUAUAGUGCCUUCUUUACGAAAGACGCUAAUUCAGUUAUUGUCAAAGCUUGAAUACUCAGUAACCAGUCGGAAAAAAGAAGAAAGUGCAAUUUUAUUAUCACUUUUAAUAGCAAAUUCAAAGGAGUUAACUAGAUCAUACGUAAAGCCUAUUGUUGAGUCAUUAUUACCAAAGGCAAAAGACCCGAGUUCUUCAGUUGCCUCAAACGCAAUCAAAUGUUUAGGGGAACUAGCAGUGGUAGGUGGAGAAGAUUUGAAACCCUUCAUACCAGAUUUGAUGCCUUUAAUUCUUGAUACUUUUCAAGAUCAAAGUUCAUCUUAUAAACGAGAUGCUGCUUUGAAAACACUUGGACAAUUAUCGUCAUCUUCUGGUUAUGUUAUUCAACCUUUGCUAGACUAUCCGCAACUACUUGGAAUGUUAGUGGCAAUUUUGAAAUCAGAUAACUCGGUUCAAAUAAGAAGGGAAACUGUUCGAUUAUUGGGCAUACUAGGGGCAUUAGAUCCUUACAAACAUAGAGAAGUUGAGCAAACCUCUAAAAGUAUACCAGCGGAGCAGAACGCGCCUCCCGUAGAUGUGGCUUUGCUAAUGCAGGGUAUGUCUCCUGCCAACGAGGAGUACUACCCAACUGUGGCGAUAACCAAUUUGAUGAAAAUCUUAAAGGACCAGUCAUUGAGUUUACAUCAUACAAAAGUAAUACAGGCUAUUAUGUAUAUAUUCCAAACCAUUGGAUUGAGAUGUGUCACAUUUUUGCCUCAGAUAAUUCCUGGAAUCAUCAAUGUGAUGCACACUUGUCAACAGAAUAUGCUCAAAUUUUAUUUUCAACAAUUGGGCGAUAUCAUUGUUAUUGUCAAGCAGCAUAUACGUCCAUACCUAGAUGAUAUUUUCAAGGCCAUCAAGGAGUUUUUUUAUGUAAACACUCAGUUGAAUAUUCAAGUGACGGUUAUUAACGUCAUUCAAGCAGUCUCGAGAGCGCUAGACGGCGAGUUUAAACUAUACUUAUCCCAAGUUUUGAAACUUUUGCUUGGCGUGUUUGAAGAGGACACUUCAGCCAAAAGGGUAUCUUCCUUCCAUGUUUUGAAAAGCUUUGUUGUGUUUGGAAGUAAUAUUGAGGAGUUUGUUGAUAUUAUCAUACCAACUAUUGUUCGCAUGUUUGAAAGUGGACCCACGGAUUUGAGGAGAGCGGCAAUUGAAACAAUUGGGCGAUUAUCGAAAAACGUAAUGUUGAAUGACAUGGCUUCGCGUAUUAUUCAUCCUAUAUUGAGAGUGUUAAGCCUGGGUCCAGAGGAAUUAAAAGAGUCAUGUAUGAACACCUUAAACUACAUGCUCCUUCAAUUGGGUGCUGAAUUUACCGUUUUUCUUCCAGUUAUCACAAAGACAAUGGUCCAGCACAAUAUCAAUUGUCCCAAAUUCGAGCAGCUUGUAGGAAAGCUUUUGAGUGGAGACCCUUUGCCACUUCAUUUGGAUAUAUAUGCGGAUUACGAUCAGGGUGUUGGUGAUUCGGCUGGUUCUGAUAUGCCAUCUAAGAAAUUACCCGUCAAUCAGGUUGCUUUGAAAGCUGCAUGGGAUGCAAGUCAGCGACAUACAAAGGAAGAUUGGCAAGAAUGGAUCAGUCGCUUGAGUAAGGAAUUGUUGUUGCAAAGCCCUUCGCAUCCAAUACGUGCAUGUGCCGGACUAGCAUCUGAUUAUUAUCCAUUGGCAAAAGAUUUAUUUAAUGCAAGUUUUGCUAGUUGCUGGAGUGAAUUGUAUUCACAGCAUAAAGAAGAAUUGGUGCAAUCAUUUUGCAUUGCUCUUUCUUCACCUACAAAUCCUCCUGAAAUACACCAGACAUUAUUGAACUUGGCAGAGUUUAUGGAACACGAUGACAAAUCGUUGCCAAUUGCAAUCAGCACAUUAGGGCAGUACGCACAACGUUGCCAUGCCUUUGCAAAAGCAUUGCAUUACAAAGAGUUGGAGUUUUACGAAGAGGCAACAACGCCUACUAUCGAGUCCUUAAUCAGUAUUAAUAAUCAACUACAGCAGUCUGAUGCAGCCAUCGGAAUUUUGAAACAUGCUCAAUUGCAUCACAAUUUGCAAUUAAAAGAAACAUGGUAUGAAAAAUUGCAUAGAUGGGAUGAUGCCCUAGAGGCAUAUAACGAGAGAGAAAAAGCCGAACCAGAUAAUAUGGAAAUAACGAUGGGUAAAAUGAGAUGUUUCCAUGCUUUGGGUGAAUGGGAGCAGCUAUCCGAAUUAGCACGCAGUAAAUGGGAUAAUGCUUCCAGUGACACCAAAAGAAGUGUCGCUCCAUUGGCGGCAGCUGCGGCUUGGGGUUUGGGUCAAUGGGAUCGAAUGGAUGCUUGUAUUAAGGUCAUGAAGGCUGCAUCUCCCGAUAAGGCCUUUUUCAAUGCUAUUUUGAGUCUUCAUAGAAAUAAUUUUGAAGAUGCUUCUGACCAUAUAUUAAAAGCAAGGGAUCUAUUGGUGACAGAGAUUACGGCAUUGGUGAGCGAGAGUUACAAUAGAGCUUACGGGGUGGUCGUUAGGGUUCAGAUGUUGGCAGAGUUGGAAGAAAUUAUCAAGUAUAAGUGCUUGCCUCAAGGGUCUGAAAAAAGAGCCGUGAUGAGGAAAACAUGGAAUACAAGGUUGCUUGGGUGUCAAAGGAACGUUGACAUUUGGCAACGAAUGUUGAAAGUUAGGGCAUUGGUUAUAAAGCCGAAACAGGAUAUGGAUAUGUGGAUUAAAUUUGCAAAUCUUUGUCGUAAAUCAGGAAGAUUGAACUUGGCUGAGAAAUCUUUGAACUUGUUGCUCGAGGAAGGGUCCGCUGAAAAUCCGUCGCGUGCUCCUCCACAAGUGGUGUAUGCACAAUUAAAGUAUAUGUGGGCAAAGGGACAGAGACCAGAAGCUUUGAGGCAUUUAGUAGAUUUUACCACAAGAAUGUCGCAAGACCUUGGUUUAAAUCCAAACGAUUUGAUAACCCAACCAUUGCCAUCGGAAGGUCCGGGAAUACCAAAACAUGUUGAGGAGUAUACAAAAUUAUUGGCAAGAUGUUUUUUGAAACAAGGUGAAUGGCAGAUUGCCUUAAACAGCAACUGGAGGUCAGAGACCUCCGAGAUAAUCUUGGGUGCAUAUUUGUUGGCCACCCAUUUUGACAACAAAUGGUACAAAGCGUGGCACAAUUGGGCUUUGGCAAACUUUGAAGUUAUUUUGCUCUUCACUAGUCAGAAUCAAAAUAGUGGUAGAAUUGAGUAUCUCGAUGAGAAUCGUGCAAAUGCGCAUGAUGACUCUGUUGCUGCUUCUGGCCAAGUUCCGGGAAAACCAUUAAAAGAAGACCUACCAUUACAGUCUCCACAACAACAACAACAACAACAACAACAUACUGGGAACAAGACAAAUGUGAUCCUGAUGGAAACAGUGCAACGUCACGUUAUUCCAUCGAUAAAAGGAUUUUUCCACUCGAUUGCGCUUUCAAAUUCCAACUCUCUUCAAGAUAUGCUACGAUUGUUGACGCUAUGGUUCAAGUUUGGUGGAAUACCAGAGGCUGCACAAGCUAUGACUGAGGGGUUCAGUAUGGUCAAGAUAGAUAACUGGUUGGAAGUUGUACCUCAGUUGAUAUCUCGAAUCCAUCAACCAAAUGAAAUUGUCAGUAGAUCGCUUUUUGGAUUGUUGGCAGAUUUAGGAAAAGCGCACCCACAAGCACUUGUUUAUCCUUUGGCGGUAGCUAUAACGUCUGAAUCUGCUAGCAGAAAGAAAGCAGCUCAAUCCAUAAUUGAGAAAAUGAGAGUCCAUUCUGCAAACUUGGUUGAUCAAGCUGAGCUAGUAAGCCGGGAGUUAAUUAGAGUUGCUGUAUUAUGGCACGAGCAGUGGUACGAAGGUCUCGAAGAUGCAUCGAGAUUAUUCUUUGGUGAGAAAAACACAGACAAAAUGUUUGAGGUAUUGGAACCUUUACAUCAAAUGCUUCAAAGAGGACCCGAAACUAUGCGGGAACAAGCUUUUGCAAAUGCGUUUGGUAGAGAGUUGGCAGAUGCGUUUGAAUGGGUGAUGAAUUUCAGAAAAACCAAGGAUAUCACGAAUUUGAAUCAAGCAUGGGAUAUUUACUACAAUGUGUUUCGGAGGAUUACUAGGCAACUCCCACAGUUGGUGAGUUUGGAGUUACAAUUUGUGUCACCAAUGUUGGAAAAAGCGCAUAAUUUAGAACUAGCGGUGCCAGGUACCUACGAAGCAGGUAAGCCCGUUAUUCGGAUUAUCAAAUUUGAUCCUACAUUCUCUGUUAUAUCCUCGAAGCAAAGGCCAAGAAAGCUAUCAUGUAGGGGCAGUAAUGGGAAAGAUUACCAGUAUGCGCUCAAAGGUCACGAAGAUAUUAGACAAGAUAAUUUGGUGAUGCAGCUAUUUGGAUUGGUCAAUACAUUAUUGGUCAAUGAUCCAGAGUGUUUCAAGCGUCAUUUAGAUAUUCAACAAUAUGCUGCAAUACCACUUUCUCCAAAAGUGGGUUUACUUGGUUGGGUUCCAAACAGUGAUACCUUCCAUAUGUUAAUUAAAGGCUAUCGAGAGUCAAGGAGUAUCAUGUUGAAUAUAGAGCAUCGUUUGUUGUUGCAGAUGGCACCAGAUUAUGAUAUUCUUACAUUACUCCAAAAGGUUGAAGUUUUCACAAGUGCGCUUGAUAAUACGAGAGGACAAGAUUUGUACAAAGUUUUGUGGCUAAAAUCCAAAUCCUCAGAAGCCUGGUUAGAUCGAAGAACCACUUACACCCGCUCUCUAGCGGUUAUGUCAAUGGUGGGUUAUAUUUUGGGUUUGGGUGAUAGGCACCCUUCGAAUUUGAUGUUGAAUAGAACCACCGGGAAGGUUGUGCAUAUAGAUUUUGGAGAUUGCUUUGAGGCUGCGAUAUUGAGAGAAAAAUAUCCUGAAAAAGUACCUUUUAGGCUAACGAGAAUGUUGAACUUCGCGAUGGAAGUUAGUGGUAUUGAGGGCUCAUUUAGAAUCACUUGCGAACACGUGAUGAGAGUCUUGAGGGACAAUAAAGAGUCCUUGAUGGCGAUUUUGGAAGCUUUUGCUUAUGAUCCUUUGAUAAAUUGGGGAUUUGAUUUUCCUACAAAAGUACUAGCGGAAGCCACGGGGAUUAGAGUAAACUUGGUAAAUGUUACAGAGUUAUUGCGUUCAGGGCAGAUUGACGAGAAAGAAGCUGCUAGAUUGCAGAAACAGAACGGAUUGGAAAUUAGAAAUGCGCGUGCCGGUUUGGUUUUGAAGAGAAUCACAGAUAAGUUGACAGGAAAUGAUAUUAAACGGUUAAAAGGGUUGGAUGUACCCACUCAAGUUGAUAAAUUGAUUCAACAAGCAACUAGUGUGGAGAAUUUAUGUCAGCACUAUAUUGGUUGGUGUUCUUUCUGGUAA